AUGGAAAGACAAGGGUUCAAUUCUAUGCUGUUUACUAGAGGUUUAGAAUAUAGGUGUGGUUUAAGUAAAUCAAUAGAUAGUUUUGGUAUAGAUAGUUUUGGUCCUAUUGAUGAAAAUAACGGUGGAGACCCAUCUAGUUGUUUAAGUAAAUCAAUAGAUAGUUUUGGUAUAGAUAGUUUUGGUCCUAUUGAUGAAAAUAACGGUGGAGACCCAUCUAGUUUAACUGAUAUGCAUAAUAACAUUCAUAGCUGGAAGAACAAUAGUGAAAAUUGUAGUUAUAGUCAUGGUCAUGCUGACUAUUCAGCAGAUGUGAACAACAUACAUAAUCAUAAUUUGCUAUUUGCAAAAAGUCUAUCCGUUUGGGAUAGUCAUAAUAAUAGUUAUGACAUAUAUUAUGCUUAUAAUGAUGAUAGUUGGACUUAUAACAUGAAUUGUUGCAUUUGGAAUUAUCUUCGUUCUCAAAUCUGGGAGGAUAUUGACAAAUCCAAUGCCAGUUACCGUGAUAUGGACUUUAAGAGUUAUAUUUGCGAUAUGGGCCAAAAUACUAGUGAAAGCCAUAGUACAAAUAUAAUAAUAUUAAGGAACACAAAUGCUAGAAAUCAGACAGCAGAUCCAGAUGAUGCAGAUAUAUCUGAUGGAUCAGAUAUAUCAGAUCCAUUGGAGAUAGAUCUAUCUGAUCCAUCCGAUACAGAUUAUCGAUACGAUCCAUUUGCUGAUACAUCAGAUAUAUCAGAUUCAUUGGAGAUAGAUCUAUCUGAUCCAUCAGAUACAGAUUAUCCAUAUUAUAUAGAUGGAUCUGAUAUAUCAGAUCCAUUGGAGAUAGAUCUAUCUGAUCUAUCAGAUACAGAGGAGGAUCUAUAUGGUAUAUACGAUCUAGAUGAGAUCUAUUAUCUGGAUGGAUCAACUAGAUUAGAUCCAUUGGAGACAUUGGAGACAUCAGAUCCAGAUUAUAUAAAUGAUCUGGAUGGAUCAGAUAGAUCAGAUCCAUUGGAGACAUUGGAGACAUCAGAUCUAGAUGAGAUCUAUUAUCCGGAUGGAUCAGCUAGAUCAGAUCCAUUGGAGACAUUGGAGACAUCAGAUCCAGAUUAUAUAAAUGAUCCGGAUGGAUCAGAUAGAUCAGAUCCAUUGGAGACAUUGGAGUCAUCAGAUCCAGAUUAUAUAAAUGAUCCGGAUGGAUCAGAUAGAUCAGAUCCAUUGGAGACAUUGGAGACAUCAGAUCUAGAUGAGAUCUAUUAUCCAGAUGGAUCAGAUAGAUCAGAUCCAUUGGAGACAUUGGAGACAUCAGAUCCAGAUUAUAUAAAUGAUCCGAAUGGAUAA
Messenger RNA from Lathyrus sativus (Indian pea), 1317 nucleotides. The record is from the annotation of a GenBank genome assembly. NCBI's taxonomy places the organism in Eukaryota, Viridiplantae, Streptophyta, Magnoliopsida, Fabales, Fabaceae.